Molecule: messenger RNA, 1228 nt
Organism: Microdochium trichocladiopsis
Lineage: Eukaryota; Fungi; Ascomycota; Sordariomycetes; Xylariales; Microdochiaceae
Product: putative oxidoreductase
Exons: 1
Coding region: 55-954 (299 amino acids)
Molecular function (GO): oxidoreductase activity, acting on the CH-OH group of donors, NAD or NADP as acceptor
Source: RefSeq, a predicted model, not a curated record
CCACUGACACCCAAGACGAAACAACUCAUUAACGGAAAUCCCUACACAAUCAUCAUGUCGGCAGCCGUUCGCGACACCGGCGCAGAAGCCGCCGUCCGCUUUAUCGGCAAGAUGCACAACGACACCUACGCAGAUAUCGACCCGCUCAAGGCCGACCUCUCAGGCAAGACCAUCGUCAUCUCGGGUGCCUCGAAAGGUAUCGGCCGCGCUGCCGCCAUUGCCUUUGCGCAGGCCGGCGCGUCCAACAUUGCCAUCACCGCGCGCUCCAAUCUCGACGACGUGGUCUCUGCCAUGCUGAAGGCCGCUCGUGAUGCUGGCCGGCCCAAAGAUCCCGUCAUUCUUAGCGCCACCGCCGACGCGACUUCCGAACAGGACGUGUCGCGCUUCGCCAAGAAGGUCGGCGAGGCAUUCGGCGCCGUAGAUCUCCUCAUUAACAACGCCGGCUACCUGUCCGAAUGGACGCCCCUUAUUGACACGGACCCGACGGACUGGUGGAUGAACUUCGAGGUCAACGUCCGCGGCAUAUAUCUUUUCACGCGCGCCUUCCUGCCUCUCGUCCUCAAGUCUGCCUCGCUCAAGACAAUUCUCAAUGUGACGAGCUUCGGAGCCGUGGUCAUCAGCGAGGGCGCCAGCGGCUACCAGACGACAAAGUUCGCCGUGUGCCGCUUGACCGAGCAUGUUGCCGCCGAUUAUGCCGACCAGGGUCUCGUCUGCGUCGCGAUACAUCCUGGCGGUAUCAAGACCGAGCUGGGCACCCGGAUGCCCAAGCCGAUGCACGAGUGGCUCGUGGACGAGGUCGAGUUGCCGGCCCACUGGAUGACGUGGUUUGCAAGGGAGCGACGAGAGUGGCUCCAGGCGCGCUUCGUGGCGGUCAAUUGGGACGUCAAGGAGCUCGAGUCGAAGAAGGACGAGAUUGUCAAUGGGAACAAGCUAAAGUUUCGGAUGGUUGCUUAGAUGACUACACAACAAAGGUCGCGGGUACAAGGACAGCCACGUGGUUGCCCGGGUCACUUGAGCUUGAUUGGAAUAGCAACUGGCUGCUCUACGGAACAACGACAUUUACCCGUGGGCUUCCAAGCAAUUCCCCAAGAACUGCUUGGAAGCUGGACUCGACCAUGUUUAGGAGUUGGCAGUUUCAAAUGAUGGCAUUUUUAGUGAGACUGGCUAUCCUACCCCUGCUGAAUGGCUAUGGCCUCAACAAUGCUACCACUUCAUAAUGACUAGAGUG